This is a messenger RNA of Dromaius novaehollandiae (emu), 12365 nucleotides long. RefSeq names its product kelch like family member 31 (gene KLHL31). The transcript has 5 exons. The coding region runs from base 4721 to 6625 and encodes 634 amino acids. Gene Ontology annotation, biological process: negative regulation of JNK cascade; negative regulation of protein phosphorylation. Gene Ontology annotation, cellular component: nucleus; cytoplasm. NCBI's taxonomy places the organism in Eukaryota, Metazoa, Chordata, Aves, Casuariiformes, Dromaiidae. The record is from RefSeq and is a predicted model, not a curated record. Gene Ontology annotation, molecular function: protein binding.
ACCUCAGUAAAGUUUUUGAAAUCAGUUCACAAAGACCUGCCACAGCCAGUGAGAGGAACCAGGACUUCAUUAAAACACGUACUAGCAGCAACUUACUGGCUCAGCACAUUCAAUUAGCUGAAUUCAGCAGAAAGACCCCCCUCUCUACUCAAUACAGCCAAGCAGCAAAACCCACGAAGGAAACAGCAGGACCGCAGCGAGGUCUCUGCUGGGAGGGCGUGUGCAGAGUGUUCCUCCUGGGGAGGAGCAAGGUGGGGAGAAGUACUCGUUUGAAUCACGUUGCUCUCUCCACCACCAUCACCAGCAGUACAACAAGCCGUCUCCCUGCUGCGGCCCCGGGCGUCUCUUGGUUAUGCCUGCUGUCCAACCCAAGGCCGAGUUUGUCUUUGCCUCAAGCCAGCGAGAGCCCAGCGAGCGUAACAAACCUGUUUUCCCAGACGCUACCUUGUGGAAACAGUGAUCCAUACAGCCCUACAGUGUGCAGCAUGUUGAAGAGGCUGGAGAGCUACCUAAUGGGUUCAUAGUGCUUCAUCUACGCUAAUCGACCGAACAGCCCGUGGCCCUGCACUGGCCCCGAGGCAGCCCGUGAAGGCUGGCCUUGUCUGGACUGUCAGACCGCGUUAUCCUCCAGGGCGCACACUUGCCCCCAAACUGCCCAGUGGAAAUGGCCUUUGACACAAGCUAACUUCCGAAUUUUGCCGAGGGAUUAUUUGGGACUGCAUUUGAUAGCUGAGGCUAAAACCAUGCCAGAGGCCUUGCUAACAAGCAAUAUGGACAGCCACCUUUCAGUGCCCUGGCCUGAGCUCUGAUCCUGUUGUCUUACUAGUAUAGACACAGCCUAUAUGAUCUUACCCAAAGUACCUCUUUCUUGUGGGAGUGUAAUGGUGAUAACUGCAGUUGACCUGGUUGUUUGCUAUCAGCCAUCAGCAAGUAAUAACAGUAUAUGCUUUUCUUUGUUUAUUUAAAUAUACAGCGUAGUAUUUAACAAGCACAGUUAUAAUUUAAAUGUGUCUGUGGAACAGAGUCAGAGGGAGAAAAACAGCCUGUCCCAAGAAACACCAUGGCAUUUAUCCUGCAAAGAGCAACAAGGCAAGUCCAUCACUAUGGCUGUGCCAGCAUCAUGAAAAGGUGCAGGCAGUCUCUGCCCCCCAGAGGUACACCAGAUGAGGAAUGGGACUGUUGUUAGCACUGGAAUCAUUUGCACUUGCUCAUACAAAGUUCAGUUAUCUGCUGAUAAUUAGUAAGGUCUGUGGUAUUUCUGUUGUCUGUGUGGCUGUAAGGCUGCUUAGUGGCUGACAAACACAGUGACAAGUGUAAGUGUAGGAAGGCCAAGCAAACGAGGGUAUGACCAGCACCCAUAGGCAUACUACUGCGAUUUUAACAUACAGGUAAAGGUAGCAGGCACAGGUGACAGAAUAAAGAAAUUGCACAUGUGCUUCCUGGAAAUCUGGGUCUGUUUCUGAGUUCUUAGUCCACGUCUUACUAAUCGUUAAAAUGCAUGCUGGCUAUGUGAUAGUUGAUAUGGAUAUUGCCAUGGCAAUCACAGCAGUAUUUAUUGUAGAAAUACUUCCCAAGGUGCAUCCACAUUCUGAGUGCUUCUCAAUGACUGCAGAGCUACUUUCAAAAAAUGUCUAUGAGCCAGACAAUUCCUACUUUACAGCCACAGAAGAGUGCUAAGGUCCAGGCUAACAGAAAUCCCAUGACAUAAAUUUGACUUUAGAUAAAAUUUCUGUGGCUGGCAAGGUCUAUCAAAACUCUUCUUCCCUAUCUAGGUAUUUCAUCAUCAGUAGAUGGCUACGACAUACUUAAGCUCUGAAAAUUUUUCUGCGUGACAGUGCCAGAUAGCCUUGAAUUCAGUGCAACAUAUAUCAAUGGUAGUCACUUUCAUUUAAAAAAUUUCAUUAAAAUAUUGGUGGUGGAACUGUUGUUAUCCAUCUUUCAGAUAGUAACUUAAUUGAUAAAACACUCACCCAGAAAUAAGGAGACAUAACUGCUACCAAUCUGUUGCAUCCAAGUUACAGAAUAGGUUGCUUGAACUCCCGCUAGUUUGUUGCCCUCAAAAUCUUGGUAUAGGCAAAAGGAAAACAUAGGAUAUACGAAGUCAUUUUAGUCUAAUUGAAGUAUUGGCAAUCAUAUCAAAGAAUUAUUAGUUCAGUUGCAAUGGUAGUAACACAGUUCAAAUUAAAUAUGGUUAAAAUGGCAUAUAUAUACAAACUUUCUAGUAUCUACCCCUUUCUCUGAUAUUAUGCCCACCCUUCCGUUGCCCCUGUGGGUCUUAGCAUCAGUGAUUUCAUUCUAGGGAGGAGGUGUCUGGAAAGACAUCGAGAUCCCCAGUCCUUCACCAGGAGGAGGAUGUUGCUGAUGUUAAUGGUUUCUUCCUUCUCACUGUGGGAUCUAGUUGGGGUCAUUUUUAUGUUUGCUAACAUGCUCUAUACCUUGCUCUUUUUUCCUGGGUCUGUAAUUCUACCUAAUACCCAAAUUUAUUAUAUAUGGCGUGUUUUACAUAUGUUGAGUAUUUAUUCUUUCCUCUCUUCUUACCCCGAAACUGUUUUUACCCAGCUCCCAAGGUUGCAUUCUUUUGCUGACCGUUAAUUGGCCCUGGGUGAGUUGGUUAUAGCCCCUGGGGCCUCCAGUAUCAUCCUCUGUCUAUACUUCCAAGGCCUCUGCCAUCUUCCCAUGCCUUUACUCCGCUGUGCUGCAUUUUAUUCUAGAAUCAUAGAUAGUUUAUUCUAUGCAGGAGAACUAUUUGUUGUAGAAAUCUGUAUAACUAUAGAUGUUGCAUCAUACAAUUGUACAAAGCUAAGUAAAAAUUAAAGUAAGCAAUAGUUACCUGGUCAUUAGAUAAUUGCUAUUACAAGCUAAAACAAAUCUCCAAGCAAGGCAAGAGGAGUCCGGACAAAGCCUGAUGGCUCCUGAUGCCUGUGUCAUUAGCUUACCGCAAAGCCUUGUGGCCUGUUACUAGCAAUGGCACUACAGUAUUUGCUGGCCUAUGAGGUUCAUAAAGCUCAAGGUCAUCCUGAGCCCAAAGGUGAAGGGACAUUCAAAGCCACACAUCCCACAUUGCAGGAGGGUGUGCCUGUCCCAGGCUAUCGAAAGGGACCUGUUGAAAAUGGGCCAAAAUGCAGAGAGAAGUGCAUAGUGAGCACGAAUCAAGCAGCUUGACUCUGUAAACCACCAAUGAGAGUAUCCCUUUGAAGAGGGGAAAGUCUGCUCAGGAAUUGGUUAUAUAUUUUACAAUUACGUCAGUGAAUAAGACUCAGCACUGGAACAGAACACAAGCCAUCAAGGGGAAGAAACCUUUUUUUUUUUUUUCCCCCACAUUGUGAUUGGUUUUGUCCUUUUCACACAAUAUUCAAACUUUUGCUGGAAGGCUUUAGAAGGCAUCUUUUUUUUUCUUCUGUCCUGCCUUACUUAUAGCCUGAUGGUGAAUGCAUUUUUUGAGGGGAACAGCAUUUUGAAGUACCACAACUUUCAGCGUGGUUCCUUUGUGACUUAUAUAAGGUCACAAAAAAUGUAUGGCAGGGAAUCAGUCUUUGGUCUACAGAGCACUAUGUUAGCUGUGUAGCUGAAAUAGGACCUCUGUCAUGGAGCUUGCUGGAGCUAAGUGCUUGCUUGAAAGGCUUGAAGCUGAAUGAGUCUGUCCUAAAAAGAUAUGUUUGCCAUAUUUUUUUGGAGGUUAAGAUAGAAAGAUAGAUCGAUCAAUUGAUCACCUACCAUUCUUUAAAACAGUGUGUGGGGAAGGAUUAAAAAGAGUGUAUCCCAUCUAAUUGCAGGGGAAUUUUAAGUGGGCAAAAGAGGAUUACCUUUUUAUUUGAUAUUUGCGUGUUAGAGUUAGUACCCUUGCAAGUAGAUCUUAUUACAGCUUGGCAACACAUCUAACAAAUUUAUCAGUGCAGAAACCAAAGUAGCCAGUAGUGCAAUAGUGUAGUUAGAACACUCGGGUUGGCUAUAGAAGAUCCAAGUUGAGUUUCCUGCUGCAGACUGGCUGCCUAGUUCCCACGCUCGUGUAAGUCUUCCACUUUAUAGAAGUAAUUAAGUCAUCUCUACAGUAUGUACUGGAGACUUCAUCAACUCUACCUUAGAAUCAGCCGUCUACAACUAGUUAGUCUCUAUUUUUCUCGCCCUAAUAGUAUGCAAUUACUUACAGAAGGUGGAACUUAUACAAAAAAAAAUCUUGGAAGAGAUUCAGCCCACAGUCGCAUUAUGGUUAAAGUCAUCUUGGAUUAGGGAAGGUGAGGUUCAGAUCCUCAUAUGAAUUAUGCAUUUAAAACUGGGUUUCCCACAUGUUGCUUGAAAGCCUUAACUGCCAAGCUACUGGGUUUUGCGGGAUAGCGAAAAUCUGCUCACUGCAUUUCUGCACAAUUAUUUUGAAAGAUCUCAAUUUCAUUCCAUUGAAGAAGAAAAUACUUCAAAUCUCAAAAACUUUCAUAGAACAAGGAAAAUGUUACUAGCCCAGGUCUAUUUGGAAAAUUUCUCGUAUUGCCUGUCGUAACUUUUGCAGAGAAAAGGAUUCCCAGCUUACUUGGCCCUUCAAACCUGGCAGCUGAUGCCGAUUGUUAUGAAGAUGUGUUUGUUUGGCUGUUGAUGUGGGACUCCUGCCAGGAAGAGCAGAAAUUGCUGCACGCAGAAAGAGGCAUUUGCAUUGACAGCUUCUUGGACGGCUCUGGGACAACAUUUUUCUGAGGAGGCAAACUCUUGACUGUAAUAGUUCAUUGCAGUCAUGGCACCUAAGAAGAAGAAUGUGAAAAAGAACAAAGCAGAUAUCAAUGAAAUGACUAUCAUUGUGGAAGAUGGCCCCCUAAGUAAACUAAAUGGCUUGAAUGGACUCUUAGAGGGAGGAAAUGGUUUCAGCUGCAUCUCAUCUGAAGUUUCCGACUCAUCGUAUAGCCCAAAUCUCUUGGAAGGUCUAAGCAGAAUGAGACAAGAAAAUUUUCUUUGUGACUUGACUAUCAGUACCAAAACCAAAUCUUUCAGUGUUCACAAGGUAGUGAUGGCUUCAAGCAGUGACUACUUUCACAACAUCUUAAAAAAAGAUCCAACCACGCAAAGAGUAGACCUCAAUGAUGUAUCCCCAUUGGGUCUAGCUACUGUUAUCACCUAUGCUUAUACUGGAAAACUUACUCUCUCACUUUAUACAAUAGGUAGUAUUAUUUCUACAGCAAUCUAUCUUCAAAUUCACACUCUUGUAAAGAUGUGCUGUGAUUUUCUAAUCCAAGAAAUCAGUGUUGAGAAUUGUAUGUACAUUGCCAAUAUUGCAGAAACAUAUGGACUAAAAACAACCAAAGAAGCAGCACACAAAUUUAUUAGAGACAACUUCAUUGAAUUUUCAGAAACGGAUCAGUUCUUAAAACUUACUUUUGAUCAGAUUAAUGAACUUCUUGCAGAUGAUGACUUGCAGUUACCUUCUGAAAUUGUUGCAUUCCAGAUUGCAAUAAAAUGGCUGGAAUUUGACCAAAGAAGAGUAAAGUUUGCUGCAGAUCUUUUAGGUAACAUCCGUUUUGGUACCAUCUCAGCUCAAGACCUCGUCAAUUAUGUUCAAACUGUACCGAGAAUGAUGCAAGAUGCAGACUGCCAUAAACUUCUAGUGGAUGCUAUGAAUUAUCAUUUGCUUCCCUAUCAUCAGAAUACUUUGCAGUCCAGAAGAACAAGGAUUCGGGGAGGUUUCAGAGUGUUAGUUACUGUUGGGGGACGCCCUGCACUAACAGAAAAGUCUCUUAGCAGAGACAUCUUAUACAGAGAUCCUGAAAACGGAUGGAAGAAGCUUAGUGAAAUGCCUGCUAAAAGUUUUAAUCAGUGUGUGACAGUGAUGGAUGGAUUUCUGUAUGUGGCCGGUGGGGAAGACCAGAAUGAUGCCAGGAACCAAGCCAAGCAUGCAGUCAGCAAUUUCUGCAGAUAUGAUCCUCGUUUCAACACAUGGAUUCACCUGGCAAAUAUGAAUCAGAAGCGUACCCACUUUAGCCUGAAUGUAUUCAAUGGCCUCCUUUUUGCAGUGGGUGGUCGCAACUCCGAGGGGUGUCUCUCUUCAGUUGAGUGCUAUGUGCCUGCAACAAAUCAGUGGCAAAUGAAGGCACCUCUGGAGGUGCCACGGUGCUGCCACGCUAGUGCAGUGGUAGAUGGUAGGAUCCUGGUCACAGGAGGUUACAUAAAUAAUGCUUAUUCUCGUUCAGUGUGUAUGUAUGACCCCUCUAAUGAUAACUGGCAGGAUAAGUCCAGCCUUAGCACUCCAAGGGGAUGGCACUGUGCUGUAUCCCUUUUGGAGAGGGUCUAUGUCAUGGGUGGCUCACAGCUGGGAGGGCGAGGGGAAAGAGUGGAUGUUCUCCCCGUGGAGUGCUACAGUCCUUACACAGGGCAAUGGAGUUACGUUGCACCCCUCCAAACUGGAGUUAGUACGGCAGGGGCCUCAACACUUAAUGGGAAAAUUUAUUUAGUGGGGGGCUGGAAUGAAAUAGAGAAGAGAUACAAGAAGUGCAUUCAGUGCUAUAACCCAGAUCUCAAUGAAUGGGCAGAGGAAGAUGAGUUGCCUGAAGCCACUGUGGGAGUAUCUUGUUGUACAAUAUCCAUGCCCAACAACAAAACAAGGGAGUCCAGAGCUAGCUCGGUUUCUUCUGUGCCAGUCAGUAUUUAAAUACUGGCCUAACCAGAAAUAAAUAAAGACGUUUACCUGCACACCAGUAUAAUUAACCCUUUAAGUAGCAUUUUUGUGCUUAUAUGGAAAAAAAAUUGGCAUUGCAACAGCUUUAAUGAUGCAAAUUGGCCAGUUUUCAUGAUCUUUAAUACAGGUGGUGUGAAACAGCAUAUUAGAGAUAAGAUGAAUUUUAUUAACAGGAACAGAUAGUUAUGUAGUAGGUGUUUCAUUCUGUUCCUGGUUUUGCCACUGACUCACUGUGUUAUCUGUGGCAAAUCACUUAAUUUCUUUGUGCCUAUGUUUCCUUACCUGUAAAACAGAGAUGAAACUUGCUUCAGAGGGUUGUUGUGAGGCUUUUUUAAUACUGAGUUUUAAAUGCUUUCAGAACUCAAAAUGAAAGUCAAAUAUUACUAGUAAUAAAUCUCAACAUACUGUAGAAAUGUGCCAUGUCAUCAUAAAAUUGGUCAGUUUUGUUCUUUUUUAGGCAUUUCAUAUUUUGAGAAAGGCAUUUAAAAAAAAGCUUUUGCAUAUAGUAUGUACAUAUGUUCCCUUUGGGGUAGUGAUAUUCACAGAAAAUUUUUCAAAACAUGUUCUCCUUAAGAAGUUAGAAAGUGGUAUCUAUUGUCUGCAAUGAAACCCUUUAAUUCUCAUACCUAAUGCUAUGACAUGGCUUUCAAGAGCAAAAUCCACAAAAUACAUUAGCUCCUCUAACCAUUAUGGGCCAGACCCAAGGACCUGCCUUCCGUGCCAGGUUGCUCUCCAAACCUCCAUGUGUGCACCAAGGAGCAGAUCACAACCGCAUCCUCCUCCACAGUCCAGAGAGACUCUCCUGUCACUCCAGAGGGGAGGCAAGAAGGCCACUCAGUUUAUCUCCUCCUUUUCCUACACUUCCUGUCUAUGCAGGGAUGUACCUCCAGGUUACAUUCUCUUUUCUGAGAAGGCCCUCACCAAUCCAAGGAGCCAGGAGCUGCCACAGCAGGGGGGAAAUCUGGAAGCCGAGUGCAUGCCAGGAGGCACCAAGGGCUAAUGGUGUCCAAGCACGGAGAAGAAAGAUGCAUAGGACAACUUUCCUAUUCAAUAUUUAUUCUGACAAAUUUCCAGUGGAGUCAGAACAAAGGCUGAAUAAAUACUGCAGGAUCUGACUUUAAGAAUAGAGUAUAUGGGUAGAAAACAGUAAAUGAUGGGAAAACUGGGUGAAAUAGAAGACGCUUUCCUUAAAAAGAACAGAGAGAUAUUUUAACACCUUUCUUACCAGAUAAAGACACAACAUGACCCAAACUAACCUUUUCCUGGACAAACCACUAUGUACCUACUUUUCAAGCCUUCAUUGCAGCCUUCUUUAUUAUCUGAGGAGGGCUUAUUCACUUUUUUCCAAAGACUAGACUAAUGCUGAGCCUGUUGAGGUCUGUGAAGUUUUUCCAUUGAUUAGAGUUGAGCCUUUGCUCAUCCCAAAUUAUCUUCUAAGAAUUUUUUUCUUAUUUUCAGCACAUAGUGGGGGAAUUAAUCAUGAAAACUAACCCUAUUCCCUUAGCCAAAAGGAUAUGCAUCCCAUCAUGUCCCCUGAGAGUUUGAUAGCACAUGAUUGGCAUCAGUAAUGAAUGUCUACACCCUUCUGUUUGGGAAGGAAAGAAACAAUAAAAGGAACUAAAAUUACUUAAUAUAAGCCAAAUGGUAGAAAUUCACUCUUCUAACCAAUUCAUAGAGCCUUCAUGCAGUUUCCUCACGUUGUAAUUGACACCUCCAAGAUACAGUGCCAACUAGAAAGCACACGCAUAGCAGUGUUUACAAGGCAGCCAAAUUUUUAUCUCAUUUGCAAAAGGGGGACUCUAUAAAUUUGUCCCUAAGUGCAGACCUUGUUGAGGCAAACAUUUACAGGACUGUCAUAAUCUAAUUGCUCUUUGUUACAGUUACAUAUUGUGCAUCAGCAAUGUGCGUGACACAGUAAUGCCAAAGUAAUUCACUCUGUCAUCUGGUAUUAAACAGUAUGGUACUCAGUCCUGUUUUCCAGUUCUAAUUUAGUUAGAGUUCAUGUCUCCCUCCUGACUACACAAUUUUAAAUCCUGAUUUCUAUUUUUGAGUACUGCAUGUUGUUAGAAUAUACUGCACUGCAAUGACUUUCUGUCAAAGUAGUGCUGCCAUAUGGGUUUGACUGAUGUAAUGUGUAUAUAGUUACCCUUUCUUCUCUUUAAUUCAAAUGAAUAAUAAUCCAAGUUUAUAGUCACGGAACAAAACAUAAAAUUGUAUAACAGAGUAAGAUUGGUUUGUUUUAAGUACAAAAAAUGCUGUUCUUGCCCUUUUCAGUGAGGGAAAGCAUUCUCUUUGAUGAGAGCACAAUUUCCCUUUUCCCAAAGUCAUGACCAAAUAUUCCAUAUGAAAGUAUUUAAGAAGGCCUUUGAAAAACACAUCUGUUCCAAUAAUUUUUGUAAAAUUACAAUACCAUUAGAUGUAGUUUCUUAUCCACCCAGGCCAAUGAAGUCACACAUAUGCAUAUCCAAUUAUAUCUGAAUAUGUACAGCAGAUAGCUUUUUAGUUUUUCUAAGGCACCCAUUAAAUGAGUAUCUAGGAAGUGAAUAAACAAUCAUUUUGGCCUCAGAUAAAUAUGGGAUGAAAUUGUGUCACAUGCAAGUGCCUUUCUUUCCGUUUACGAAUUCAGUGCUAAAAUGGUACGAGUAGUCAGAUGUUGUUGCAAGCUUUCCUCUUUUGCGAGCCAGCAUUUCCUGUAUGUUAACAAUGAUCUUCUGUUUCCCAAUAGCUAUUUGUGAAUUAUGGGCUAAGUGCAAUGAAAUGCUGUCUACUACUUAAAGGGUUAAAAACUUUGGGGGCCAAAUCCUAUCCAUCUUACAAAAAAGUCCUGUUGACUUCACUGGGACGGUUGAAUACAAUGUAUAGGAUUUCACACUCUUGGUCAAAUUCUGGCAGAACAUUACAUAUAGAUGCCUGCCAAAACUGCCCAUACCCGGAAGCAAGACCACUGUCUCAGCUUCCACUGCCCUUCGCCACAAGAAAUUGAUAAAAAAGUGACCUAGAACAGGAGUCAAGCAAUAUUGGCCACAUAUUCCUGCCAUUGCACAAAUUAGGUAUGUACUUCAGGCCAAAAAUCUUAGGUAGAUGAACAAAUAGUAUUGUUAUUAGUAUAGCACUCCAGUGUGGCUUUAUAUUGUUUUCAUUAUUUUCUUUAAAUAUCUGUUUAGGGUUCAACUGCACAUUGAGCCAGGAUCUGGCCCUUAAUAUGUGAAAAUACCUGCUGAACUUCAUAUUAUUUUGAUCAUACCAAUGUACUGCCCUAGUUGUGACAUUUUUAUGUACAAUGUUGUUUCAUUAGAACUGUUAAAAAUGGUUUGUAUGUUACGUGUUACGGAACAGUUUUCUAUCUUUGUCCAGCACAGUAUUUUCAAUCCCCAAAUAUUUAAUAGGAACAGCUCAGUUGAACUGGAAACAUUGUAUAUCCCCAAAAUAAAUUUUAAAAUGCAGUUUGGGAAGUACUGUCUAUGAUAAUAUUAUCAAGUACAGCAGAGAGCUUCCAACUACACAAGAUGCAGAUUGUUAAAACAACACAGGGAUCUUCUUUAAUGCUAUACUACCAGUAAAAAAAAAUGUAUGCAGUUAUCUUCAAAGUUCCUUAUGUCCAUGCAUUUUAUAGGCCAUAACAUCUGCGCUUCAAAGGAAUUCAAAUCUGAAAAUAAUCUUUCAUCAAUCUAGGAGUGAAACAGUUUGAUAAUAUUUUGUUUUCUUGUUUCAUCAUGCUUGUAUAGGUGCAUGAGUGUGUUAUAAGGUCAUGAGAGAGGAACUUACUGUUGGAAAGUUAUGAUGUAAGGGAGAUUUUGUGCUUAGUUCUUACUAGAUGAGCUCUAAUCAUUUAAUCUCUUCCUGGAGUGAACUCAUAAGAUCAUCUGUGGUUUAAUCAGAGUGCAGUAGACUUAAGUGCCAAGUUGUAACUAGCCAAAGAGGGAAGUAGACUAUAUUAUAGCAUCAACCAAAGCUAUGAAAUGUUAAAAAGUGUGCCAUGUUAAGAUUUUUAAAUGGCAGUUCAUGCAGGGAAAAAUAUAUGAUGAAUGAAAUGACUGAAUAAGACCUUCAUUUAUAUAAUCUUCAAACCUUGCUUAGUUGAUCCUGCAGUUCUAACUCCUUCAAAAUCCAUGCUGGGUUUAGAGGAAGCUUUGCUCUAGUAACAGUGGGGUUUGGGGAUUCUAGGCGCAGACCCUACCAUCACACAAAUAAUUGUAUGAGCCUGAAUACCUUCUUGAAUUCAGUGGGACUUCUUUCAUAUACGGUUAUUCUCAUGUGUGUAUAUUUGGAGAAUCAAAAUCCAAGAACUAAAUGCAUGGGAAGAUAAGUAUCAAAGUCCAAUGAAGGCCAACAUGGAGUCAUGACACUGAUCCUCAAUAUUCAGCUGUCCACUUACCACGCAGGCACAUGAAAUUUUUAGAGACUAGCUUUCCCUAUAGGGAUUAGUUCUUAGGGGGCAGCUGCUCAGUGAAAUCCUCUGUAGACACCCAGGGUUCUUGUGCAAUACACAGGACGGACAUUGCAAGGGCCUCCACAUCAGAAAGUGGAAGACAGCCACUUAGCACAGUCAGCAGACUAAGACUUAGUUCCCUGUUUGAGAAAUGUGCGUUGGAGGGAAGCACCUACUUCUACACACAGCUUUCACUAAGCAGCCUUUGCUUUAUACUAUGUAACUGAGGCAGGUCAGCCUUUCUGAUGAAAAGCAAGACUCAGUUUUGAAUUGACUGUAACUUGAAUUCUGAGUUUCUUUGAAUCCUCAGUCCAUUGUAACCUGGGUUUACCCACGCAGAGACUUUUGUUUCAAAUUCUGAAUCUACCUAUUUGGAGGAUGAUCUUGAAGCCGAUAGACCUACUACAGUCUCCUGAAUUUUUUGCAAAGAAUCUUUCUAUUCUUUUGUCAAAGGUCUACUCUGUAUAAAUAAUCAAAAAGUUUAAUGCAGCUAUUUGCACUCUGACUCCAGCCUGGUGGAGUCACACUGGGCUGUUAUAUAAAUGAUGUGUUGUCUUUUUUUUUUUUUUUAACUUUUUCCUUCUCCCUAACUGAGUGACUAUCCCACAGGGCACCAAAGAAGGUAUUGGUGCACAGAUUAAUAUAGUACAUAAAGCUCAUCUGUGACUCUAAUUCAAAGGACCUCAUAGCUGCUGGCCACAGUAAAGAAAAGGACAAAGUCUGGAAUGCCUGUUGGGAGAAAGGAGUGAAAAAUUAGUCGUUGGUGCUCCUUUGGAAGUGUGGCACUUCUCAGAGCUCUGUUCCCGGUUGCCUAAAGAAUAAAGGGAAAUACCUGGAAAUCUAUGUAGCUUGUAUGAGAGAUACAGAUAAUAUCAGAUGAUGAGUUUUGCCAUGCAAAAGACUAGUAUGAGUUCAUUGUUGUCUCAAUGAAAAUUAAAAUUUCAAUAAAAAUGUAGUUCUUUCAUAAGUGAGCAAUUAGUAAAUAUAUGAGGAAUUCUUAGUUGAAUUCUGUUGUUAAGAAUGGGAACACAAACAUACAUACACUGGAUGUUACAUUAGUUGAUGCCCUGGCUGCCAACAUGAAAAGUUAAGAACGUAACUUAUUUAUGUAGAGCAGUUUCCUGGUUUGUAAGUGUUAGACAUUUUGCUUAUAUAAAUAGGUUUCUAAUUACACAGUUUUAGGAUGGAAUGCAAUAACACAAGGGAACAUAUUUCAUCUAAAAAAAAUCUACAAAUGUAAUGUGAGAAUGUUAUCUUAAAACAUUAAGAUUUGUAGUGUAGCAA